Messenger RNA from Varanus komodoensis (Komodo dragon), 2534 nucleotides. It is a transcript of the gene SLC38A4, whose product is annotated as solute carrier family 38 member 4. Bases 134 to 1822 code for a protein of 562 amino acids. Gene Ontology annotation, molecular function: amino acid transmembrane transporter activity. The transcript has 16 exons. The record is from RefSeq and is a predicted model, not a curated record. Gene Ontology annotation, biological process: amino acid transmembrane transport. NCBI's taxonomy places the organism in Eukaryota, Metazoa, Chordata, Lepidosauria, Squamata, Varanidae.
GGGAGAGAAAGGAACGAAGAAAAAUAGAAAGAAACAUAGAGAACAGAGUGUUCCAAGAGUCCAUCUCUUUCAAGCAGAAGGUACAGUUCUGUUGACACUGAAGACACCUCGUUGUGUGUGUGUGUGUGUGUGCAUGUACUGGAAAUUGCUGACAGCUCAAAUGGAUCGCAUGGAAUUACAAAAAGUCAACACAGAACUUGACGAGGAGAGCAACAGUGGUGAAAGCACUGAAGACAACUAUACCGAUAUGGUAGAUCCAGAGAAGGCUACUAUGAGCAGUCAGUUUGUUGGUGGUGACACAGAAAGUCAGAAGUUCCUUACCAACGGCUUUCUGGGUAAAAAGAAGUUGGAAGAUUAUACAGAUGAAUAUCAUCCAGGAAAUACUUCGUUUGGAAUAUCAGCAUUUAACCUCAGCAAUGCAAUCAUGGGCAGUGGAAUCUUGGGAUUAUCCUACGCCAUGGCCAACACUGGAAUAGUACUUUUUACAAUCUUACUGCUCAUUGUAGCUAUAAUGUCUCUCUAUUCAGUUCAUCUGCUGCUGAAGACUGCCAAAGAAGGAGGCUCACUAAUAUAUGAAAAAUUAGGUGAAAGGGCAUUUGGAUGGCCUGGAAAAAUUGGUGCUUUUAUUUCACUGACAAUGCAGAACAUUGGAGCAAUGUCAAGCUACCUCUUUAUUAUAAAAUAUGAACUUCCUGAAGUAAUCAGAGCAUUUCUAGGGCUUGAAGAGAAUUCCGGGGAAUGGUAUCUGAAUGGUAGCUACCUCGUUAUAUUGGUGAGCAUUGGAAUUAUUCUUCCACUCGCACUUCUAAAGAAUUUAGGUUAUCUUGGUUAUACAAGUGGAUUUUCACUUACUUGCAUGGUGUUCUUUCUGAGUGUGGUCAUCUAUAAGAAAUCCCAGAUCCCAUGUCCUCUCCCACUCUUGGGUCAUACUGUUGGCAACUGGUCCCAUAACAGCACCACAGUUCCACUACAUGUAGUGGUGAUGUUGCCAAAUGACUCUGCUGAUUCAGAGGUGAACUUUAUGAUGGACAGCAACCUCAAGCAGUACUCGUCAGGGUUUGAAGAAACCAAGGACAAGCUACAUCAAAGUGGAGUCGAAUAUGAAGCCCAUGGAGAGGAGGACGACAAGUGCCAACCGAAGUAUUUCGUGUUUAGCUCACGGACUGCCUAUACGAUACCCAUCCUGGCAUUUGCUUUUGUGUGCCACCCUGAAGUUCUACCCAUAUACAGUGAACUGAAAAACCGAUCUCGCAAACGGAUGCAAAACGUUGCCAACGUCUCCAUCACUGGGAUGCUCGCCAUGUAUUUCCUUGCUGCCCUGUUUGGCUAUCUUACUUUCUAUGGAGAAGUUGAAGAUGAGCUGCUUCAUACAUACACUAAAGCAUACAGUUUUGAUACAUUUGACAUCUUGCUUUUGAUGGUUCGCCUUGCAGUACUUGUAGCUGUGACACUGACUGUGCCAAUAGUCCUAUUCCCAAUCCGUACAUCCGUUACUACACUUUUAUUCCCCAGAAGGCCUUUCAGUUGGAUAAGACACUUCCUCAUUGCUUCAGUCAUCCUUGUAUUUAAUAACCUCUUAGUCAUUUUUGUACCUUCUAUUAGAGACAUCUUUGGAUUCAUAGGAGCCUCUGCUGCCACCAUGCUGAUCUUUAUUCUUCCUGCUGCCUUUUAUCUCCGGAUUGUCAAGAAAGAGCCUUUCAGGUCACCUCAGAAGAUCGGGGCUCUGAUUUUCCUCAUUGUUGGAAUUAUCUUCAUGUUCGGAAGCAUUACUCUAAUUGUCAUGGACUGGAUUUACAACUCUUCUGGUUCCAAUCAGCACUAAUCCAGAAGAAAAUAAAGCAUGGUUGGAUUUUCCUUCCUUCUGGCUGAAUGCCAUCAUCCAGUGAGGAAAUAAAAAGACUUGCAACCUUUAGAAGGGAGCGUGACCCCUAGUCAAGAGCUACAAGAUUCCAAAGACUUUGCUAGCGAUGCCACUAGGAGGAACCUAUGGAAUAUUAAAACACCCUUUAAUAAAGGAUCAUUAUUUAUGCAACAAAGCCUAUGCCAAACCUGGCUGGGCCAGAUUAGGAUGUGCUGGAUGGGGGUGUACAGAGCUAAUUAUGUAUAUAGACCUCAAAAUACUGUACUGUUACUGUAAUUAUUGUUUUGAUAAGACUGUUUCUAGAAUACUGAAAAGACAAUGUAGCUGUUUGAAAGUUGCCCUGAUGCCUUUUAAACUUGUAUGUGGGUAUGGUUUAUGUUAAUAUAUUAUACCCUGUUUUCAAAAAGAGGCUGGGAUAUUUACCAGUUGUUGAAAAGCUGAGAUGCUCAGAAUCUCAAGCACAGUUGCCAAGGUGGCGUGUAUAUAUGUAUCUAUACUGUAUGUACAUAGAAAACAGAAGAGAAAAUAAAUGUAACAAUAGCUGUUUAAGUGGCUAUCUAUGAGGUUAAGAAGUACAAUCAAAGCAGGAUUUAUACACACGGUGUGAGCACCGACCUUUGUAAGUAUUUUUACAUGUUAAGUGAUAAAUUAUAUUAAAGGGUGAUUACAAGAA